Amphibalanus amphitrite is the source of this 1638-nucleotide messenger RNA. RefSeq lists its product as uncharacterized. Gene Ontology annotation, biological process: signal transduction; positive regulation of fibroblast growth factor receptor signaling pathway; positive regulation of epidermal growth factor receptor signaling pathway. The record is from RefSeq and is a predicted model, not a curated record. The transcript is spliced from 9 exons. Lineage: Eukaryota; Metazoa; Arthropoda; Thecostraca; Balanomorpha; Balanidae. Bases 165 to 1112 code for a protein of 315 amino acids.
GUCCCGUAGUACGGUGGCGACUGUGAAGGCGGUGGGGUGUGCGACGGACCUCCUCGUGACAUGGUCCUGUGAGGAGAGUGCCCAGAGGGACGAUUGUGAGAGGUGAUCAGAGGCAGUUACAGUCGAGGGAGCAGUUACUGGUCGAAGGAUCGUAUUUCAGGAAGAUGCUGAAGCACGUGCAGGUGCGCUCCAGUUCGUCGCUGCUGCGGCCCGGUGGCCAGAAGGCCGACACGCUCAGCAUCAACUCCAACAUGAGCUUCUGCUCGCUGCACGAGCCGGCGCUGUCGUCUCGCUCGUCUUCGUACACGUCUCUGAACGAGACGCAGAGCAGCACGGGCAGCGCCAGCGUGCCCGCCGCACCGCCCACGACGACUGUGAAGGUGUACACGCGCUGUCUGCGCCCCGACCUCGAGUACAAGACGAUGAGCGUCAAGUACACGACCACCUGCCGAGACCUGGUGGACCAGCUGCUCAACAAGUACCGCAUGAAGCACCGCGACCCGAACCUCUUCUUCCUCACCAUGGAGGUCGCCACCAGGAGCACAGGUGCCGCGGUGCGGACCAUCCUGGUUCUGGACGACGACUCGUGUCCCGCUCAGCUGCAGGCCUGCUACCCCAGAGCCGACUCCAAGUUCACGGUGCGAAUGAGGCACGGAGGUCUGGUGAAGGUCUGCGACAGCGUUCUCAUGGCCGAGUCAAAGUACAAGAGCCUGCUGAUCUCUGAGCGCACCACGGUGGAUCAGGUCAUCCAGCUGGUCCUCAACUGCUACAACUCUAACGAGAGUGUCAACCUCUUCAGCAUAUACGAGGUGUGUCACACGACGAGUUUCGAGCGCAAGCUGCACGCCGACGACCGUCCGCUGGCCAUCCAGCAGGAGUGGUCCUCUCCGGCCGAGUACAGCUUCGUGCUGAUGAAGUGGCCGCCGGGCACGCCGCGGUCAGGACGAGACUUCCCGCUCAGGAGAUCGUUCCUGCACUGGAGCCGUGGCCGCGAGCUGAACCGUCUUGGUCGCGACAAGGAGACCGGAGAGGUUCGCCGCUCGGGCAGUCUGCGGGCCGGCUCCCUCUCUUUGGCACCCGCGAGGAACUACGACAGCUUCCUCUUCAUCUGAGACGUCCCAGCUGGCACGUCUGCUUUACCAAAGAAUAUGAAUUCGAGUGUAUCGAUCGACUGAAGUCUCGAGUGGAAACGACGCCGGCUCCGGUCGCUCUCUUCUCAGAACGGUUGUGGAGCUGGCGCGAGUUUCCUGGAAUCCGCCGCGGGCGGCGUCCAGUGGGCCGUCUCAUCGGAGGACUGAUUUGAAACGGGAGUCUCGGCCUCGAGACUGGAGUCCCGGCCUCGAGACUGGAGUCCAGACCUGUCAGUCAUCGUAUCUCCUGCUGUGUGCGAGAAUCGACCGCAAGCUGCCGGUCGGCCUGCGCUUCAGUCCACGCUGAUCAUGUGUUUGCUGUUAUUGCUUGUUUGCCGUGUGGCAGUGCAAAUAUCGAAUUGUUAUAUAGUCAGGGACGAGUCAUAAUUAAACGGAGAAGCACUCCAAAUGUGUCAUUUUCAUUUACUUGUCAGUCUUCAGAUAUCUAGUCACAUGAGUGUAAUCUCGUUUUUGUUCAUCAGUCAUGAAAUAUAUGUGCUCAAAUGUG